AAUGGAAAAAAAAGAAAAGCGCGUUUACACGCAAGCAACCACCGCAAGCGAAAGCAAUAAAAUUGAGAGGGACGCUAAGUUGUGGCUUCAUUCUUUUUCUUUCGUCUUCAUCUUUUUUUAAUUUCAAUUUCUUGUUCUAGAAGCUUCUCUCCUUUCCGUUCUUCGCUUCUGAUCGGUCUAAUUCACUUGCAUGGCUACGAUCGGACAGAACAAUCUCAAUGCCAAAUUGGUUCUCCUCGGGGACAUGGGUGCGGGAAAAUCCAGCCUUGUUUUGCGUUUUGUCAAGGGUCAAUUCCUUGAAUUCCAGGAAUCAACAAUAGGGGCAGCAUUCUUUUCGCAGACAUUGGCUGUAAAUGAUGCCACAGUAAAAUUUGAGAUUUGGGAUACAGCUGGACAAGAGAGAUACCAUAGCUUGGCUCCCAUGUACUACAGAGGCGCUGCUGCUGCUAUCAUUGUUUAUGACAUUACUAGCUCAGAUUCUUUUACUCGAGCUAAAAAGUGGGUCCAAGAGCUUCAGAAGCAAGGGAAUCCUAACAUGGUCAUGGCUCUUGCUGGUAACAAAGCUGACUUGGAAGAUAAGAGGAAAGUGACAGCUGAAGAUGCACGUUUAUAUGCUGAGGAAAAUGGUCUGUUUUUCAUGGAGACCUCUGCGAAAACUGCAGCCAAUGUUAAUGAUAUAUUUUAUGAAAUAGCCAAGAGGUUACCAAGGGCGCAACCAGCACAAAACCCAGCAGGGAUGGUUCUUGUUGAUAGACCUGCCGUAGGAUCCAGAGCUGCAUCAUGUUGUUCAUAAUUAUUUAUUCUGAAUAACCCCCCAUAGUUAAACCCGUUUUCUGUGGUUUGUUUGUACUAUUCGCAGUUCGAUGGCCGGUUAUUUGGAGCUCCAACAAGUUUAUGGGCUGCCUACAUACUAGAUACAAAUUAUCAAAUAUAACUUGUUGGAGCGAAAUGUACACCUUGGAUGUAUACUUUGAGUUCGUUUAUAUGUGAGUUGUUGGGAAGAAAUGCUUGAAAGUUAAGCUCGCUGGCGUAAGUUUCUAAACAGUAUUAGCGACUCUUGGCAUUCCCCUUCCCCCUUGUUCAUUUUCUUUUUGUAUUUUUAUUGAGUUCUCUGUACCCUUUUCCUUUGUUAAAAAUAAAAAUAAAAAAAUAAAAAAUAAAAAAAUCCCGUCUUGUUUCCCAUAAUGGCCUUUU
Messenger RNA from Gastrolobium bilobum, 1194 nucleotides. Its product is annotated as ras-related protein RHN1. The transcript has 7 exons. Gene Ontology annotation, molecular function: GTPase activity; GTP binding. Bases 191 to 793 code for a protein of 200 amino acids. NCBI's taxonomy places the organism in Eukaryota, Viridiplantae, Streptophyta, Magnoliopsida, Fabales, Fabaceae. The record is from RefSeq and is a predicted model, not a curated record.